Messenger RNA from Notothenia coriiceps (black rockcod), 385 nucleotides. Its product is annotated as protein FAM135B-like. Gene Ontology annotation, biological process: lipid metabolic process. Lineage: Eukaryota; Metazoa; Chordata; Actinopteri; Perciformes; Nototheniidae. The record is from RefSeq and is a predicted model, not a curated record. The transcript has 3 exons. The annotation marks the transcript as partial.
GAGAAUGCAGCUUCAGCUCGGCGGGGGUUUACGACGGCACCGUGUUCAGCCGGAUAUUUCAGAUCCUUUACAGGAACGAGGAGAUUACAGUGAACGACUGUAUGAUCUUCAAAGUCCACCUGCUGUUAGACGGAGAACGGGUGGAGGAAGCCCUGAGCGAGGUGGACUUUCAGCUGAAACUGGAUCUUCACUUCACAGAAAAUGAGCAACAGCUGGCAGAGAUAGCGACGGUGCCGAUGAUCAGCAGUCGGACCCUCUGCCUCCACUUCCACCCGCGGAGAGGUCUCCACCACCAUGUCCCCGUCAUGUUCGACUACUUCCACCUGUCUGUCAUCUCCGUCUCCAUACAUGCUUCACUGGUUGCCUUACAUCAGCCGCUAAUCAG